This is a messenger RNA of Calliphora vicina (urban bluebottle blowfly), 465 nucleotides long. RefSeq names its product basic salivary proline-rich protein 2-like. Bases 31 to 408 code for a protein of 125 amino acids. The transcript is spliced from 2 exons. NCBI's taxonomy places the organism in Eukaryota, Metazoa, Arthropoda, Insecta, Diptera, Calliphoridae. The record is from RefSeq and is a predicted model, not a curated record.
UAUAAUAUAAAGAGUGAAAAGAGUAUAAAUAUGAUAAUAAAAUUGAUUCACACUCAAAAUUCAACAACCAUGAAGUUCAUCGUUACAAUUGCCGUUGUGUUGGCCCUUUUGGCUCUAACAAAAGCUCAAGAUGAUGCAAUACAAUCUGACGAGUCUAAUCAACCUGAAUCAUCCAAUCAAUCUGAUCAACCUGAACCAUCUGACCAAUCAGAGUCAUUACCAGCACCACCUUCAGAUAAUCCUAGGCCACCCAGGCCUGAAGGACCCCCAAGGCCUGGAAGACCUGAUGGACGUCCUUUAGGUCAUCGUUUCCCAAGACCUCAACCCAAUGAAGAGCAGCAAGCUGAAAACGGAAAUCGCGCACGCUAUCCUCCUUCCGGCCCCCAUCGUCCACCAAUAUUUUAUUAAUUUAAUGUAUAAGUUUGGACAGGGCCAACAAAUACAAGAUAACUAUUAAUUAGCAUA